Hemibagrus wyckioides is the source of this 1514-nucleotide messenger RNA. It is a transcript of the gene zdhhc20a, whose product is annotated as zinc finger DHHC-type palmitoyltransferase 20a. The record is from RefSeq and is a predicted model, not a curated record. Lineage: Eukaryota; Metazoa; Chordata; Actinopteri; Siluriformes; Bagridae. Gene Ontology annotation, molecular function: protein-cysteine S-palmitoyltransferase activity. Gene Ontology annotation, biological process: peptidyl-L-cysteine S-palmitoylation; synaptic vesicle maturation; protein targeting to membrane. Gene Ontology annotation, cellular component: Golgi apparatus; endoplasmic reticulum.
AUGCUGCAUGCUGGAAGCAGCCAUUUUCUCUAUCUGGUAGUCUAUCAUAUCUUCUUUGUAUUGUUCAUGUGGUCAAACUGGAAGACCAUAAUUUCUAAACCCACCAACCCGUCAAAAGAGUUCUCUUAACCAAAAUCAGAAAAAGAGGAGUAUGAAAGAGAAGAAUGACCAGAGACCCAGCAGGAGAUCCUAAAAAAACUGGCCAGACGUUUGACCAUAUACACUGGUACAGGAUCUGGAACUAUCCGUUACUGUGAUCGCUGUCAGGUAAUCAAACCAGACAGGUGCCAUCACCAUCACUGCACUACUUGUGACAAGUGUGUAUUGAAGAUGGAUCAUCAUUGCCCCUGGGUCAAUAACUGUGUGGGCUUCUCAAACCACAAAUUCUUUGUGCUUUUCCUGGCUUACUCCAUGCUGUUCUGCAUUUUCAAUGCAUCAACGGUUCUACAAUAUUUCAUCAAGUUCAGAGAUCUGAACUACUCACGAGCUAAUCUAAAUCAGCUGCCAGACACUCAUGUUGUCAAGUUCCACAUGCUGUUCCUCUUCUUUGUGGCGGCCAUGUUCUCCAUUAGCAUCCUCUCACUGUUGAGCUACCAUAUCUGACUCAUGGCCAAAAACAGGACCACUAUAGGUAACCCAUACAAUUUGAUAUAUAAAAACGGUGCUGAUAAAAAUGGUUUUACUCUGGGCUGCUGCAGUAAUUUUGCCCAGGUUUUUGGAGAACAGAAGAAAUAUUGGUGCUUGCCUAUUUACUCAAGCUUGGGAGAUGGUUAUACGUUUUCUGCACGAUUAGUCAGCACUGAUGUUGAACAGGGCAUUGUACACCACCAGACCAAUGUGAAAUGGUAAUCUCUGAUGCUUAUUUUAUUCAGUGCUUAUUGUAUUAUUGUAACUGUCUUUAUGCAUAUACAGUGACCUGAAAGUAUCAAUUAUCAAGGAGUAUCAAGGUAUGGCAAGUAAAUUCUCGGUUUGUUAUACAUUGAAGACAUUUUGGGUUGAGAUGUAAAGAUAAAUUUGAGACAACAGCUAAGUAUUUAACUUAAGGGGUGAAGAUAUCACAAUCCACCAUUCAAAGAAGACUUGGAGAACAGAAAAUAUAGGCCAUACAAACUACUCAUCAGCAAUAAAUAUUAAAAGGCCAAAAUGGAAUUCACAAAGGAACAUGGAGAUGAGCCAAAAAAAUCUGGAACCUAAGUUAACUCAUACCCAUCUGAUUGAAAGGCCAACAUGUAGAGAAAGUAAGGAUCUGCUCAUGAUCUAAUUAGUACAAGCUCAUUGUUCAAGCACAGUGAAGAGAGUUUCAUGGUAUAACCUUGCAUGGCUGCUUCUGGAAUGAGCUCACUGGUUUUUAUUUAUUUAACUCAUGAUGUACACAACAGAAUGAAUUCAGAAACCUAGAGAAAGAUUCUGUCUGACAAUUUAUAGAGAAUGCAUCCAUAUUUAGAGAAAUUUAAGCAUGCAGCAUGGCAAUGACUCAAAAUUCACUGCCAACACAACAAAUGACUGAAAUAUGC